AUGAACGUGAUUGUCGGUUUGGUGGCCGUACUGCUUCUGUUGGUCACCGGAGGAGAAUGUCAGAUUCAUCCGGACAUCGCUGAGGACGCGUUCCUUGAUUCGAUUGGACUCCUGCGAAAGUAUGGUUACCCGGCUGAGGAACACAUUGUGGAGACGGACGAUGGCUACCUCUUGGGGGUGCACCGGUGCCCGGGAAGCCCACAGUCUCCACCGGCGUCCGGUAAACCGGUCGUGCUCCUGCAGCACGGUAUGCUGAGCUCGUCGGCUGACUACAUCCUGAUGGGACCGAACACGGCCCUGGUGUACAUGCUGGCCGAUGCCGGCUACGACGUGUGGAUGGGUAAUGCACGAGGCAACCGCUACUCCAACCGUCACCGCUCCCGCAGCAACGUCACGCAGCAGUUCUGGGACUUUUCCUGGCACGAGGUUGGCAGCAUCGACAUUCCGAACGUGAUCGACUACAUCAUGGCGCGCACCGGGCAGCAGGCGAUUCAGUACGUUGGCCACUCGCAGGGCACGACCGCCUACUGGGUGAUGAUGUCGCAGCAUCCGUACUACAACCGGCGAAUCAAGAGCAUGCACGCGCUGGCGCCAGCCGCUUACAUGCACAACACGCGCAGCCCGUACGUCCUCUUUCUGGCCACGUUCCUCUACACCACCGACCUGAUGCUGCAGAUGAUGGGCACCUGGUGGUUCGAGCCGACGAACGAGAUGAACAUCCAGGGCGGGCUAAACAACUGCCACGAUGGCGCUCCGUUCCAGUCGAUGUGCUCAAUUAACACGUUCCUGAUCGCGGGUUUCAACACGCAGGAGGUCAACUCGACCAUGCUGCCGGUCAUUCAUGCUCAUUCACCGGCUGGAGCUUCGGCGAUGCAAAUGUUGCACCAUGCGCAAACGAUACGUUCGCGUAUCUUCCGCCAGUACGAUCACGGUGCGAUGAACAUGGUCCGCUACGGGCAGCUCACGCCGCCGGUCUACAAUCUGGCCAACGUGCAGGCACCGACGCUGUUCUACCACAGCACCAACGAUUGGAUGGCUGCUCCGCCGGACGUGGAACUGCUGUACCGUGAGCUACCGAACGUAGUGAAGCGCUACCUGGUGCCGUUACCUGUCUUCAACCAUCUGGAUUUCGUGUGGGCGAUCAACGUGCGGCCCCUGCUGUACAAUGAGUUGCUUGCCGAUCUGCGGGCGUACGUCUAG
Molecule: messenger RNA, 1200 nt
Organism: Anopheles cruzii
Lineage: Eukaryota; Metazoa; Arthropoda; Insecta; Diptera; Culicidae
Product: lipase 3-like
Exons: 3
Coding region: 1-1200 (399 amino acids)
Biological process (GO): lipid metabolic process
Molecular function (GO): hydrolase activity, acting on ester bonds
Source: RefSeq, a predicted model, not a curated record